GAAGCAACGUCCUAAACAAACAAAUAAAGUAAAAGGAAGAACAAAAAACAACAUCACGCCAUAUUGCGAGCCAUUCACAGCGCGCAUCCUGGCUUGUACGUGACACUCCGCAUGCAGGGCGAGCACAGACCCGCCCCGCUCAUGAAUACGUGCGCACGUAGCCGCUACGGGGGAGGCUGUCUUUAAAUACCGGGGGGACACCCUCCUCUGCAGCGACCACUUCUGCGGACAAGCGGCACAGGAGCAGCUACAGCCACAGCCACGCGUUUCCACCUGUCUACGUGAAGCCUGACGAUGUCCACCAAGGAGAAGCUGAUUAGCCAUGUGAUGAAGGAGGAGCCUGUUGGCAGCAGGAACAAAGUGACGGUGGUGGGUGUCGGCAUGGUGGGCAUGGCCUCUGCCAUCAGCGUACUGCUCAAGGACUUGUGUGAUGAGCUGGCCCUUGUUGAUGUGAUGGAGGACAAGUUGAAAGGUGAGGUCAUGGACCUACAGCACGGAUCCCUCUUUCUCAAGACGCACAAGAUUGUAGCAGACAAAGACUACAGUGUGACAGCCAACUCCAAAGUGGUGGUGGUGACAGCUGGUGCCCGCCAGCUGGAGGGCGAGAGCCGCCUUAACCUGGUGCAGCGCAACGUCAACAUCUUCAAGUUCAUCAUCCCAAACAUCGUCAAAUACAGCCCCAACUGCAUCAUCCUGGUGGUGUCCAACCCAGUGGACAUCCUGACCUACGUGGCCUGGAAGCUGAGUGGUUUCCCCCGUCACCGCGUCAUUGGCUCUGGCACCAACCUGGACUCCGCCCGGUUCCGCCACCUCAUGGGAGAGAAGCUCAACAUCCACCCUUCCAGCUGCCACGGCUGGAUCAUCGGAGAGCAUGGAGACUCCAGUGUGCCUGUGUGGAGCGGUGUGAAUGUUGCUGGAGUUUCUCUGCAGGGCCUCAACCCACAGAUGGGGGCCGAGGAUGACAGUGAGAACUGGAAGGCUGUGCAUAAACUGGUGGUUGAUGGGGCCUACGAGGUUAUCAGGCUGAAGGGCUACACUUCCUGGGCCAUUGGAAUGUCCGUGGCUGACCUGGUGGAAAGCAUCCUAAAGAACCUGCACAAAGUGCACCCCGUGUCCACGCUGGUCCAGGGCAUGCAUGGCGUGAAGGAUGAGGUCUUCCUGAGCAUCCCUUGCGUCCUGGGCAACAGCGGCCUGACGGAUGUGAUUCACAUGACACUGAAGCCCGGCGAAGAGAAGCAGCUGGUGACCAGCGCUGAGACCCUGUGGGGCGUACAGAAGGAGCUCACCCUUUGAGGAGCGCUCCACCCUUUACACCAUGUGGUUGUCUCCCUCCUACUGUACCUCCUUUGCCCCUUAACUGCGACAGUCCGAUGAAAGUUCUGAAUAUCUCAAAAGGCUUAGUGUUUGUAACUGAACCAGUGUAAGCUAGAUUUUUCCUUUUCAGAUAUUCACGUAUGGGUGUCAUUUUCCUUUGCUGGCUUCCCUUCUGUCCUCCUUCCUACAUGACUGAAUUCUCGGAUACCUAACACCCACCUUCAGCCUGAGCGCUCACCCUGUGUUGGAUGUGUCUAUUUGUUGUCCUGGCCACAUAAAAAUGCCUUUGCAUAUUGUGUUUACAUUCUAUGUACUGUAUAUGUUAACUGCACUGUUGUUGUUUCUUCUGUACACUCUGUGUUCAUAGUUUAUAUUUAUUCUGUGAUUGUUGCCAGCUGUUUUUCACUUCCUUGUAAUCUCGGUUUUAUUUUCAUUUGGAGUAUAAUGGGUCAAGGCCUAGGGGUCAGGUUAUGAAUCUUAACGGAAUGUAAAAAACGGUCACACUAAACACCCUCAAAGGCUUUUGUAUUUAUUUUACUCCAACUGACUGAGUAUAUCAAGAGAAUAAAUAUGGUAUUAUUUAUAGCUGUUAAUACUGAUAAGAUAUAUUUAUGUAUUACUGUUACAAAUUUAGAGAUUGUUUAUUAAUUGCCGAACUCACUGAGGAACUGCAUGUGUCAUGGCAGCUGUAUAUUGACUUGUAUUUGCCGUAACAUCCAAUAAAUCUGCCAGGGAUAAUGAUACAA
Molecule: messenger RNA, 2060 nt
Organism: Cyclopterus lumpus (lumpfish)
Lineage: Eukaryota; Metazoa; Chordata; Actinopteri; Perciformes; Cyclopteridae
Gene: ldha
Product: lactate dehydrogenase A4
Exons: 8
Coding region: 295-1293 (332 amino acids)
Biological process (GO): carboxylic acid metabolic process
Cellular component (GO): cytoplasm
Molecular function (GO): L-lactate dehydrogenase (NAD+) activity
Source: RefSeq, a predicted model, not a curated record